CAGUUGCCUGAACAGCAAGCAGGAUUAUAAUAUUAUCUCACGCACAGAAUAAAAUUUUAAAAAGUAUCCCCAACAAAAGGACACAAAAUGUUUGUGAAAUCGUUAAUUUGUAAUUUGGUGCUGGUGGUCCUCAUUGCAGUCUGUUAUAGUCUGCCCGUUGAUAACGACAAUGGCAAGUAUACGGGUUCAGGGCAUAAUUUAAACGAUGGCAAAUAUCAUCCACAAGACGAUGGACGUUACCAUGGUUCUGGCUCAAAUGAAGGCCGAGGUAUCUCACAGGAUUCUUUAGGUCGUUAUCAUCACAUGGUCCAGCCUUAUCAACAUGUGAGCGAUCAUCGGGAAUUGGGCGUAUAUCACCAUAUUCCAUAUCCAUACGAUGGAGGUUAUGGUCCCUAUGCUGGUCUAAAUCUACCCUAUAUACAUGAUGCCAGACCAUAUAACCACGAUCUGUACACAUCCACAACAACGAAGAAACCCACUACAACCACUAAGCGAACCACAACCACUACAACAACAACAACUACCACUCCCAGACCCAUUCUGUUCAACUACGAUGAUGAGGGACGCCAUAAGAUUCUGCACCAAGAAGAGAUCCGCAAGAAGGACAAAUAUGAUCACGCUUUCCUGACUGAAAACGGCAUCUACGGCGAGGAGCAGGCUAAAUUGCAUCAUACCGGAGGCACUCACGCCAAGGGCCGCUACGAAUACACCGGCGACGAUGGCAAACUGUAUCGCGUCAAUUAUGCCUCAAACGACGGCGGCUUCAUGCCCGAGGGUGAGCACAUACCCACUCCACCGCCCAUUCCAGAGGCUAUUGCCCGUGCCCUCAAGUAUGUGGAGGAGCAGCAUCGAGAGAAUGGCGCUCAAUUCGAUCAUCGUGGCUUCCGCAUUAAUCACAUGACCAAGGACAUUAAAGCCCAACUCAAAGCCAUCCAUUUGGAGCGUAUGCCCAAGGAACUCGGCGAUCAAAUUCGAAUGCUCGAACAUGAAGUUGAGCUGGCCGAGGAAGAGGAACGCGAAGAGCAAGCCGAGCUGGAACGUCAGGAACGCAAGCGUAAAGCAGCCCUAGCCAAGAAGGCUUAAGCAAAAGCAAUAGACCAUCAUCCAGGAUUCCCCAUAACACCUCCUAAAAACCUACCCCCAAAGUCAUAACACCUACCCACCGCCAUCCACUCCAAUCUUCCCCACAUUCCCCAUGCUAAAACAGAAAAAAAUCACAAAAAAAAGCAAACGAAAAGAUGAGUUAAGAAACUAAACACUGAGAAACUGAGUUGCAUCUCUGUUGAUAUA
Drosophila willistoni is the source of this 1290-nucleotide messenger RNA. RefSeq names its product larval cuticle protein LCP-30 (gene Cpr49Ac). Gene Ontology annotation, molecular function: structural constituent of chitin-based larval cuticle. Bases 88 to 1083 code for a protein of 331 amino acids. Gene Ontology annotation, cellular component: chitin-based extracellular matrix. The transcript is spliced from 7 exons. The record is from RefSeq and is a predicted model, not a curated record. NCBI's taxonomy places the organism in Eukaryota, Metazoa, Arthropoda, Insecta, Diptera, Drosophilidae.